This is a messenger RNA of Prosopis cineraria, 1974 nucleotides long. Its product is annotated as 3-ketoacyl-CoA synthase 11-like. Gene Ontology annotation, molecular function: acyltransferase activity, transferring groups other than amino-acyl groups. The record is from RefSeq and is a predicted model, not a curated record. The transcript is spliced from 2 exons. Gene Ontology annotation, cellular component: membrane. The coding region runs from base 155 to 1750 and encodes 531 amino acids. Lineage: Eukaryota; Viridiplantae; Streptophyta; Magnoliopsida; Fabales; Fabaceae. Gene Ontology annotation, biological process: fatty acid biosynthetic process.
UUCUGAUCUUUCCCACCAUCUUCUUCAUUCUCUCUCUCUCGUUCUUCUCUUUCACAGUCUUCAUCAGAUUCAGAUAUUCACAACCUUCUCUCAAUUUAAUCCACAAAUUCCUCGGUUAUUAUUAAGUGCCUUUAAUCAUCACCAGUACUCACACAUGGCGGAUCCUCAGCCCAAUCAUCGUCCUCAGCAGGAUUCUCCUUCUUCGGCGUCCAUUUCUGUCGAGCAAGGUCCGGCUAGAACCACCGCCUCCACGCUCCCAAACUUCCUCCUCUCUGUCCGCCUCAAGUACGUCAAGCUCGGCUACCACAUCCUCAUCUCCAACGCCAUGUACCUCAUCCUCGUCCCAGUCCUCGCCGCCGCCUCCGCUCACCUCUCUACCAUCUCCUUCCAUGACCUCCUCCAGCUCUGGGAGAAUCUUAAGUACAAUCUCGUCUCCGUUACGCUUUGCUCCAGCCUCAUCGUCUUCCUCGUCACUCUCUACUUUAUGAGCCGCCCGCGGGCCGUGUACCUCGUCGAUUUCAGCUGUUACAAGCCGGAGCCGGAGAGGAUUUGCACCAGGGAGAUCUUCAUGGAGAGAUCUGGCCUCACCGGGUCGUUUACGGAGGAGAAUUUGGGAUUUCAGAAGAAAAUUCUGGAGAGGUCCGGGUUAGGGCAGAAGACGUAUUUGCCACCGGCGGUUAUGAGUGUUCCGCCGAAUCCGUGUAUGGCGGAGGCGAGGAAGGAGGCGGAGGAGGUCAUGUUUGGGGCUAUUGAUGGGCUUCUGAAGAAGACGGGAGUGAAGGCGAAGGAUAUUGGGAUUUUGGUGGUGAAUUGUAGCUUGUUUAACCCUACACCUUCGUUGUCCGCCAUGAUUGUGAACCAUUACAAGCUCAGAAGCAAUGUUCUGAGCUUCAAUCUCGGUGGUAUGGGUUGCAGUGCCGGCCUCAUCUCCAUCGACCUCGCCAAACAGCUCUUGCAGGUUCAUCCCAACUCGUACGCCCUUGUUGUGAGCAUGGAGAACAUCACUCUCAACUGGUACUUCGGCAACAACCGUUCCAUGCUCGUCUCUAACUGUCUCUUCCGUAUGGGCGGCGCCGCCAUCCUCCUCUCCAACCGUUCCUCCGACCGCCUCCGUGCCAAAUACCAGCUCGUCCACACCGUCCGUACACACAAGGGUUCCGACGACAAGUCCUACGGCUGCGUCUUCCAAGAAGAAGACGACACCAAACGCAUCGGCGUCGCCCUCUCCAAAGACCUCAUGGCCGUCGCCGGCGAAGCCCUCAAGACUAACAUAACCACUCUCGGCCCUCUCGUCCUCCCCAUGUCCGAACAACUCCUCUUCUUCGCCACACUCGUCGCCAGAAAAGUAUUCAAGAUGAACAAAAUCAAACCCUACAUUCCUGACUUCAAGCUCGCUUUCGAGCACUUCUGCAUUCACGCCGGAGGUAGGGCUGUUCUUGACGAGUUGGAGAAGAAUCUAGAACUUUCCGACUGGCACAUGGAACCUUCUAGAAUGACUCUUUACAGGUUCGGGAACACAUCUAGCAGCUCUCUGUGGUAUGAACUUGCUUACACAGAAGCUAAAGGAAGGAUCAAGAAAGGUGAUCGGACAUGGCAGAUUGCAUUUGGGUCAGGAUUCAAGUGUAACAGUGCAGUGUGGCGUGCACUGAGGACAGUUGAUCCUAAGAAAGAGAAGAACCCAUGGAUGGAUGAGAUUCAUGAGUUUCCCGUUGAAGUGCCCAAAGUGGCAGCCAUUAAAAAUGGCUCAUGAGUUGAUUACAGUAACAAUAAAUUUCAACUGAUAACGAUGAUGAUGAUGAGGAGGAUCCUAGGUAGUAAGUGAUGAUAACCGAAGAUUUUAGUUGUGUAUUGGAUGGUUUAUUUUGAAGUUCGAUUUCUUCAGGGGUUCUGUGUGUGCGUGCGUACACCAUUAAUUGUUGUUCCAAGUGAAAACAUGAUUCUUCAUAAGAGAAUUAAAGAUUUGAUUUCAAUUGA